Messenger RNA from Pollicipes pollicipes, 1204 nucleotides. RefSeq names its product leucine-rich repeat-containing protein 45-like. Gene Ontology annotation, molecular function: protein binding. The transcript is spliced from 11 exons. Lineage: Eukaryota; Metazoa; Arthropoda; Thecostraca; Pollicipedomorpha; Pollicipedidae. Bases 56 to 1204 code for a protein of 382 amino acids. The record is from RefSeq and is a predicted model, not a curated record. Gene Ontology annotation, cellular component: centrosome.
CGCCGUUAGUUUGCGCAUUGAGAACCUCUGAGAAAAGGUGUCGGCCGGAAGUUCUAUGAAGAUAACACAGGCAUUGGAAAUGAAGAUGGCAUCACCCUUGUCAAAUGAUGAGGAAGUGGCCACACAGAAGUUCUUGGAACUUGUGAACAAGGCUCGCAACAGGAAGGGAGCUGGCCCUAUCACGUGGAAAACUGCUGUCAAGUUCCUCAUGGCUCGCAAGUUUGAUGUGGAUAGGGCACUGACGCUUUACGAGCAGCACGAACGGACACGGCUGAUGGAAAACCUGACCGACUUUCACCCCCAUGAAGACCCGCUGAAAAGUGAACUCGAGAUGAAAAAGUUCACUCUGUUGCCGGUGCGGGACAGCUGCGGCGCCUCGAUCGCCCUGUUACGGCCCGGCUGCACAACCCGCACCUCUCCACCCACAAGGACACGCUGCAGGGCAUCGUGUACCCGUUUGAGUGGCAUGGAGAACAUCGGCCCAGCGCACGGCCUGUCUUCUCUACAUUGGGCGCUGUCCCACACCACACUGCACCUCUUGCCGGGCGCUAACGGCGUCCCGCGCGCGGUGCGCCGCCGUACCGUGAGCAGGACGGACGGCCGACUGGACCUGUCUGGCAGCGACGUCCCGACCGAGCAGGCGGCCGUGCUCGGCAACCUGCUCUCCACCACAGCCGACGUCACGCAGCUCUGCCUCAACGACUGCCUGCUCUCCGAGGAUGCCCUGAAGGCACUGUGCCUAGGCCUGUGCCUGAACACAUCGGUGGAGCUGCUGGAGCUCCGGGGUAACAACGUGCGCGGCCCAGGCACGGAGCACCUGGCCACCCUGCUCAAGAAGAACGGCCGCCUGCGCGCGCUCACACUCGAGUGGAACAACCUCGGCCUGAGCCCGCCGUCGUUCCGCGUGUUUGCCGACGCGCUGCGCACCAACCGAGGCUUGACGUCGCUGGACCUGCGCAGCAACCAGCUGGACCACCAGUGCGCGGCGUACGUGGCGCGCGCCGUGGCCUCCAACCGCCACCUCAGCCACCUCGACCUGCGCUGGAACGGCGUGGGCGUGCUGGGCGGCCGCAGCCUGGUCGACGCCCUGCAGGCCAACAGGUCACUGACCUCGUGUCCGGUGGACGGUAACGCCCUGCCGCCGACCCUCGCCCAGGCCAUCGCUCUCCGGGUCCGCAACAACCAGGAGCUACUGGAGUCGUAG